GUUGUUGUUGGUGGCGGCGGCGAGCGGAGCCGGAGGAGCCGCCGCAAAGAUGGAGGAGCCGUCGAGGAGGUGCUGCCGCCGCUGCCGCCGCCGCUGCUGCCGCCGCCGCCCGCGAAGCCGGAGCUCGAGCCGCAGCGGGUGAGCGCGCCGCCCCGGCCCAGAUCCCAUCUUCCCCGGACCCCGGGACGCGAGGCGGCGCCCCCUCCUCCUGCUGUCUCUGUCCGCGGGCUCCCAGCGCGCGCGCCGCGCUCCGCGCCCCCCUUCCUUCCUCCCGGCCCUGGGAGCCAGCCGGCGCCCCCCGGGAGCAUCGGCAGCCCGUGAGCGGGACAUCGGGGUUGCUGCGCGCGCCCCUCCCUGCCCCUCCCAGACAGGGGCGCCUUCCCUACAGGGAUGCCGUUCUGAGUGCCUGACUGCCUCGCCCCGAAGGAUGGCCUCGGAUGGGCAUUAGAGGCACGGCGGCCCCGGGCUCCCGUCCCGUCCGUCUGUCUGUUAUCGUCUGUCUCUCUUGACAUCACCGCAGCUCCACCCCCUCCCGUCCCAGCCCCCAACGCCAGCUUCCUGCAGGCCCAGAGCCGGCAUGAACUCUCCCAACGAGUCGGCAGAUGGGAUGUCAGGUCGGGAACCAUCCUUGGAAAUCCUGCCGCGGACUUCUCUGCACAGCAUCCCUGUGACAGUGGAGGUGAAGCCGGUGCUGCCAAGAGCCAUGCCCAGUUCCAUGGGGGGUGGGGGUGGAGGCAGCCCCAGCCCUGUGGAGCUACGGGGGGCUCUGGUGGGCUCUGUGGACCCCACACUGCGGGAGCAGCAACUGCAGCAGGAGCUCCUGGCGCUCAAGCAGCAGCAGCAGCUGCAGAAGCAGCUCCUGUUCGCUGAGUUCCAGAAACAGCAUGACCACCUGACAAGGCAGCAUGAGGUCCAGCUGCAGAAGCACCUCAAGCAGCAGCAGGAGAUGCUGGCAGCCAAGCAGCAGCAGGAGAUGCUGGCAGCCAAGCGGCAGCAGGAGCUGGAGCAGCAGCGGCAGCGGGAGCAGCAGCGGCAGGAAGAGCUGGAGAAGCAGCGGCUGGAGCAGCAGCUGCUCAUCCUGCGGAACAAGGAGAAGAGCAAAGAGAGUGCCAUUGCCAGCACUGAGGUAAAGCUGAGGCUCCAGGAAUUCCUCUUGUCGAAGUCAAAGGAGCCCACACCAGGCGGCCUCAACCAUUCCCUCCCACAGCACCCCAAAUGCUGGGGAGCCCACCAUGCUUCUUUGGACCAGAGUUCCCCUCCCCAGAGCGGCCCCCCUGGGACGCCUCCCUCCUACAAACUGCCUUUGCCUGGGCCCUACGACAGUCGAGACGACUUCCCCCUCCGCAAAACAGCCUCUGAACCCAACUUGAAAGUGCGUUCAAGGCUAAAACAGAAGGUGGCUGAGCGGAGAAGCAGUCCCCUCCUGCGUCGCAAGGAUGGGACUGUUAUUAGCACCUUUAAGAAGAGAGCUGUUGAGAUCACAGGUGCCGGGCCUGGGGCGUCGUCCGUGUGUAACAGCGCACCCGGCUCCGGCCCCAGCUCUCCCAACAGCUCCCACAGCACCAUCGCUGAGAAUGGCUUUACUGGCUCAGUCCCCAACAUCCCCACUGAGAUGCUCCCUCAGCACCGAGCCCUCCCUCUGGACAGCUCCCCCAACCAGUUCAGCCUCUACACGUCUCCUUCUCUGCCCAACAUCUCCCUAGGGCUGCAGGCCACGGUCACUGUCACCAACUCACACCUCACUGCCUCCCCGAAGCUGUCGACACAGCAGGAGGCCGAGAGGCAGGCCCUCCAGUCCCUGCGGCAGGGUGGCACGCUGACCGGCAAGUUCAUGAGCACAUCCUCUAUUCCUGGCUGCCUGCUGGGCGUGGCACUGGAGGGCGACGGGAGCCCCCACGGGCAUGCCUCCCUGCUGCAGCAUGUGCUGUUGCUGGAGCAGGCCCGGCAGCAGAGCACCCUCAUUGCUGUGCCACUCCACGGGCAGUCCCCACUAGUGACGGGUGAACGUGUGGCCACCAGCAUGCGGACGGUAGGCAAGCUCCCGCGGCAUCGGCCCCUGAGCCGCACUCAGUCCUCACCGCUGCCGCAGAGUCCCCAGGCCCUGCAGCAGCUGGUCAUGCAACAACAGCACCAGCAGUUCCUGGAGAAGCAGAAGCAGCAGCAGCUACAGCUGGGCAAGAUCCUCACCAAGACAGGGGAGCUGCCCAGGCAGCCCACCACCCACCCUGAGGAGACAGAGGAGGAGCUGACGGAGCAGCAGGAGGUCUUGCUGGGGGAGGGAGCCCUGACCAUGCCCCGGGAGGGCUCCACAGAGAGUGAGAGCACACAGGAAGACCUGGAGGAGGAGGACGAGGAAGACGAUGGGGAGGAGGAGGAGGAUUGCAUCCAGGUUAAGGACGAGGAGGGCGAGAGUGGUGCUGAGGAGGGGCCCGACUUGGAGGAGCCUGGUGCUGGAUACAAAAAACUGUUCUCAGAUGCCCAGCCGCUGCAGCCUUUGCAGGUGUACCAGGCGCCCCUCAGCCUGGCCACUGUGCCCCACCAGGCCCUGGGCCGUACCCAGUCCUCCCCUGCUGCCCCUGGGGGCAUGAAGAGCCCCCCAGACCAGCCCGUCAAGCACCUCUUCACCACAGGUGUGGUCUACGACACGUUCAUGCUAAAGCACCAGUGCAUGUGCGGGAACACACACGUGCACCCUGAGCAUGCUGGCCGGAUCCAGAGCAUCUGGUCCCGGCUGCAGGAGACAGGCCUGCUUAGCAAGUGCGAGCGGAUCCGAGGUCGCAAAGCCACGCUAGAUGAGAUCCAGACAGUGCACUCUGAAUACCACACCCUGCUCUAUGGGACCAGUCCCCUCAACCGGCAGAAGCUAGACAGCAAGAAGUUGCUCGGCCCCAUCAGCCAGAAGAUGUAUGCUGUGCUGCCUUGUGGGGGCAUCGGGGUGGACAGUGACACCGUGUGGAAUGAGAUGCACUCCUCCAGUGCUGUGCGCAUGGCAGUGGGCUGCCUGCUGGAGCUGGCCUUCAAGGUGGCUGCAGGAGAGCUCAAGAAUGGAUUUGCCAUCAUCCGGCCCCCAGGACACCACGCCGAGGAAUCCACAGCCAUGGGAUUCUGCUUCUUCAACUCUGUAGCCAUCACCGCAAAACUCCUACAGCAGAAGUUGAACGUGGGCAAGGUCCUCAUCGUGGACUGGGACAUUCACCAUGGCAAUGGCACCCAGCAGGCGUUCUACAAUGACCCCUCUGUGCUCUACAUCUCUCUGCAUCGCUAUGACAACGGGAACUUCUUUCCAGGCUCUGGGGCUCCUGAAGAGGUUGGUGGAGGACCAGGCGUGGGGUACAAUGUGAACGUGGCAUGGACAGGAGGUGUGGACCCCCCCAUUGGAGACGUGGAGUACCUUACAGCCUUCAGGACAGUGGUGAUGCCCAUUGCCCACGAGUUCUCACCUGAUGUGGUCCUAGUCUCCGCCGGGUUUGAUGCUGUUGAAGGACAUCUGUCUCCUCUGGGUGGCUACUCUGUCACCGCCAGAUGUUUUGGCCACUUGACCAGGCAGCUGAUGACCCUGGCAGGGGGCCGGGUGGUGCUGGCCCUGGAGGGAGGCCAUGACUUGACCGCCAUCUGUGAUGCCUCUGAGGCUUGUGUCUCGGCUCUGCUCAGUGUAGAGCUGCAGCCCUUGGAUGAGGCAGUCUUGCAGCAAAAGCCCAACAUCAACGCAGUGGCCACGCUAGAGAAAGUCAUCGAGAUCCAGAGCAAACACUGGAGCUGUGUGCAGAAGUUCGCCGCUGGUCUGGGCCGGUCCCUGCGAGAGGCCCAAGCAGGUGAGACCGAGGAGGCCGAGACUGUGAGCGCCAUGGCCUUGCUGUCGGUGGGGGCCGAGCAGGCCCAGGCUGCGGCAGCCCGGGAACACAGCCCCAGGCCGGCAGAGGAGCCCAUGGAGCAGGAGCCUGCCCUGUGACGCCCCGGCCCCCAUCCCUCUGGGCUUCACCAUUGUGAUUUUGUUUAUUUUUUCUAUUAAAAACAAAAAGUCACACAUUCAACAAGGUGUGCCGUGUGGGUCUCUCAGCCUUGCCCCUCCUGCUCCUCUACGCUGCCUCAGGCCCCCAGCCCUGUGGCUUCCACCUCAGCUCUAGAAGCCUGCUCCCUCUGCAGGGGGUGGUGGUGUCUUCCCAGCCCUGUCCCAUGUGUCCCUCCCCCCAUUUUCCUGCAUUCUGUCUGUCCUUUUCCUCCUUGGAGCCUGGGCCAGCUCAAGGUGGGCACGGGGGCCCAGACAGUACUCUCCAGUUCUGGGGCCCCCCGAGUGAGGAGGGAACGGGAAGUCGGUGCCUUGGUUUCAGCUGAUUUGGGGGGAAAUGCCUUAAUUUCACUCUCCUCCCUUCUCCAGCCUCAGGGGAGGAUCUGGAGGAUCCACUACUGUCUUUAAGAUGCAGAGUGGAGGGGAGGUGGGCACCCACCCUGCGAUUCUCCACCCUUUCCCCUUCUUUCGUCCUCACCAUCUCUGCAGACCCCUCUCCUCCUCCUUCCUCUUGGUCUCAGCACUGAUGGGAGGCUGGUGCCCAAGCUGUGGCCUGCAGUCUGUGAGGAGGGCUGUCUUGCCUCACACUCCUCACAGCCUACUUCCCCUUCCCCGGGGCUGAGAGGGUGAAAGUGUGUGGGGAAGGAGAGGACUGGUUUCCUGGGUUCUCAGGGGCCAGGAGGAGUAACAGAACCAGGUCUGCUCCCCACCUUACUCGGAUGGCCUCCCUGCCCCUCUGCUGGCACAGCCUGGGCAAGGGGAGAAGGUGGUCCCUGCAGAGGGGCUCCAGGCUGGUGAGAGCCCCCCUGCUGUCAGGACCAGAUUUUCCCAGCCAUCCAGCAUGCUGCGGGGAGAAGGGGCAGAGGCUCACCUCCCUCCUGGGGCCUUUUGUUUUGGAUCCUGGGGAUGGUGAGAAUGGAGGUUCUAGAAGGGGUAAGGCCAGAACCCAGGGAUCCAGGAGUCGGCUCUCAGCUGGAGCUUCCAUACCUUCUGGGCUCCCUUUGCUGACCACCAGCCCAAGGGAGCUAAGACCAGGAGGGGGCUGGGCGCUGUCCCUUCUCUUUCCCAGGAGCCCUGCCAGGGGCUGUGGGCCUACAAGGCUUCCAGGGGAUGCCAUCCAGCCUGUAGGAAACCAAAGAUGGGAAGUGGCUCCUAGGGGGCUGACUCUUCCUUCCUCCUCCUCCCCAGUACCACAUAUACUUUCUCUCCUUCUAUCUCCAGGGCCCCACCAAUCUGUUUACAUAUUUAUUAUCCUAUGGGGGCCUGAGCAGGAUUGAGGGAGCCAGGGGAGGGGCAGGAGUCCCAGCACCAUCGGUUCAUAGUGUGCUUGUGUGUUUGUUUUAGAUCCUCCUGGGGGAUGGGGAUGGGGCCAGGCUCAGUGUACUAGGCCUCUCUGUGCUGAGCCCCAGGCUCCCGGCCCCUUACCCACUCUCUCCCUGUGGCUGGUCUGGUUCUCAUGUAAACCCACUCCUUGCUUUGUCUCCCUGGAUAUGGAUUUCAGUUAAGUAUUUUGUAACCCGUUACACUGUGUGUCCUUGUGUAAAUAAACUUGUUUCUGGCAGUGCC
Homo sapiens (human) is the source of this 5572-nucleotide messenger RNA. It is a transcript of the gene HDAC5, whose product is annotated as histone deacetylase 5. Gene Ontology annotation, molecular function: protein lysine deacetylase activity; chromatin binding; DNA-binding transcription factor binding. The coding region runs from base 578 to 3949 and encodes 1123 amino acids. Gene Ontology annotation, biological process: response to xenobiotic stimulus; response to activity; response to cocaine. The record is from RefSeq and is a predicted model, not a curated record. Lineage: Eukaryota; Metazoa; Chordata; Mammalia; Primates; Hominidae. Gene Ontology annotation, cellular component: protein-containing complex; cytoplasm; nucleus. The transcript is spliced from 27 exons.